AUGAACGACCUCUUCUCUUCCGGCUCCUUCUCCGGCUUCCGCGGCGAGCAGGGCUCCUCCGACCACCACGUCAUCGAGAUGUCCUCUACCGCCACCGGCGUCCACCUGGACAAGUUCUUCGAGGACGUUGAUUCCGUGAAGGACGAGCUGAAGGAGCUCGACCGCCUCAACCACGCUCUCCGCAGCGCACACGAGCAGAGCCAGACCCUCCACAACGCCAGGGCCGUGAAGGACCUCCGGUCCCGCAUGGACGCCGACGUGACGCUCGCUCUCAAGAAGGCCAAGCUCGUCAAGGCCAAGCUCGAGGCCCUUGACCGCUCCAACACCGACAACUGGAGCCUCCCCGGCAGCGGACCCGGUUCGUCGUCGGACCGGACCCGGUCCUCCAUCGUAAACGGGCUCAGGAAGAAGCUCAAGGACUCCAUGGACAGCUUCAAUGGCCUGAGGCAGCAGAUUUCAUCACAGUACCGGGAGACCGUACAACGGAGGUACUUCACUGUCACCGGUGAAAAUCCUGAUGACAAGACCGUUGACCUUCUCAUCUCCACAGGUGAGAGUGAGACAUUCUUGCAAAGAGCCAUUCAAGAGCAAGGCAGGGGUAGAGUUUUGGACACCAUACAAGAAAUUCAAGAGAGGCAUGAUGCUGUGAAGGAGAUGGAGAAGAAUUUGAAAGAGCUGCACCAGGUGUUCCUGGACAUGGCCGUCUUGGUCCAGGCCCAAGGGGAGCAAUUGGAUGACAUCGCCCUCCACGUGGAGAGAGCUCAUUCGUUCGUGAAGGAUGGAACCCAUGAGUUGCAGACUGCCCGGGCGUACCAGAAAAACACCCGGAAAUGGACCUGUUAUGGCAUUUUGCUUCUGCUGUUGAUCAUCGUGGUCCUGUUGGUGGUCCUUAAGAUCAUCGGUGUCAUUUAGAGCCCUUUGAUACUAGAUUCAUUUUCCUUUGGUUUUUCUUUGGAUGUUUGUUGUAUUUUAUUUCUUAACCAA
Messenger RNA from Corylus avellana, 984 nucleotides. RefSeq names its product syntaxin-121-like. Gene Ontology annotation, molecular function: SNAP receptor activity; SNARE binding. Gene Ontology annotation, biological process: vesicle fusion; exocytosis; intracellular protein transport. The record is from RefSeq and is a predicted model, not a curated record. NCBI's taxonomy places the organism in Eukaryota, Viridiplantae, Streptophyta, Magnoliopsida, Fagales, Betulaceae. Gene Ontology annotation, cellular component: plasma membrane; endomembrane system; SNARE complex.